AUGUUAGCUAUCAGAAAUGAGUGGAAGAGAAAUAAAAGAUUCCAUUUAAUUAAUUGGACUUGUAACGAGCGGUCGGAAAAGUGGAUUGGUCCUACAAAGAUAUGUUAUGGAAGAGAAAAUUUCCAAGUAACUAGAGUAACAGCAUACGGUUCACCAGGUACCCACAAAGGAGGGAGCGAAUCAUUUCCACCUAAAUGUACAAAUGAUCCGCAGAAUAUAGCGCAGCAAGAAAUACAAGAGCAAAAGUUUGGUGAAAUGAAUGUACAUUUAAAAUAA
This is a messenger RNA of Brugia pahangi, 276 nucleotides long. NCBI's taxonomy places the organism in Eukaryota, Metazoa, Nematoda, Chromadorea, Rhabditida, Onchocercidae. The record is from the annotation of a GenBank genome assembly.